Molecule: messenger RNA, 1899 nt
Organism: Sardina pilchardus (European sardine)
Lineage: Eukaryota; Metazoa; Chordata; Actinopteri; Clupeiformes; Clupeidae
Exons: 9
Coding region: 1-1899 (632 amino acids)
Biological process (GO): T cell receptor signaling pathway; regulation of cytokine production
Cellular component (GO): external side of plasma membrane
Molecular function (GO): signaling receptor binding
Source: RefSeq, a predicted model, not a curated record
AUGUCUAGGACACACAGGCCUCCUGUUUCGCUCGUGCUCCUACUGUGGAUGCUGGACCUUACCACCUCUAAAGAUGCUGUGCCCCCGCGCGGCGAUGCGGAGGUGGUGUGUGUGUUCCAGGAGGACUAUGCUGUGGCCCCGCGCGGCGAUGCAGAGGUGGUGUGUGUGUUCCAGGAGGACUGUGUGCUGCCGUGCACGUUCCUGCGCGGGGGGAUGGUGAUCCACUGGUACAAGCAGCAGAUCCCCGUGCACAGCUACUACUACCACAAGGACCAGCUCAGGCUGCAGAACAAGCACUUCAGCGGGCGCACACACCUCUUCAACACACACAUCGCCAACGGCAACGCCUCACUCAUGCUCCGCAGGGUCAAGGUGCAGGACCAAGGCCGAUACAAGUGCUUCACCAGCACCCGAAAGGACAGCCAGGAGACCUUCGUUAACCUCCGGGUCAAAGCUCUGAUCCCAUUGGUGAGGAUGGAGAUGACCAAUGAGUCCGUCACCUGCCAGUCGCAGAACAUCUACCCCGCCCCCGAGGUGUGGUGGUCCACGGACCCGCCCGUCCCCCCCGGUUCCCUGGCCAACUCCACCCGCAAGACGGCCGACUCCAGAGGCCUGUUCGCCGUGGAGAGCUCCGUGGGGAUUGUGGGUAAUGCCUCAGACUACGCCUACUUCUGCUCCGUCAUCUCCGCAGACGGAGCGCAGGUGUGGACCGCCUCACACAGACUGCAAGAUGACCUGUUUGGCGACUCUGGCGAAAGUGUGCUGGUGCCCUGCGUGGCUCCAAAGGGCUUCACGCUCCAGAACUUCACGCUCUCCUGGACGUUCAGCCGCAGCCGUAGUGACGACCCCGGCGAUGACCCCAGUGUCCUGCUGACCUACGACAGUCGCACGCGGCGGCCCAGCAUGCCCUGGGAGGGCGGCGUGGAGCUGGACCCGGAGCAGGUGCUGCUGGGAAACGGAUCUCUGCGUCUACUGCGUCCAGACAGUGUGCAGAACACGGGCCGCUACACCUGCACCUUCUCCGCCCCCCACACCACUCACCUGAUACACACCUGGGUCAACAUCACCGACAGGAGUGCAGACGAGGACCAGCGUGUGUGUAAGAGGUCCUGGUGGGGGACGGCCGCCUCCAUCUGUGUGUUUGUGGUCUCCAUGGCAGCAGGAGUGAUGCGCUGCUUCAGGACAGGAGGAGGCCCAUCAGCACAUGCAAACGGAGGCAAACUGGUGAAGAUCAGCAUGUCUCAGAUCGACGUUCCCAUGCUGGGUCUCCCUGGCGCUGACGCACCCGGGUCGGGCGGUUCUGGUCUGAAUGACGGAGGAAGUCUCCGACUCCACACAGCCAGGGUUGAGCGCACAGACCACGGCUCUGACGAGUUCCAGAGGCAUCCGAUCCCUGAGGGUGGCGCUGCAGAACUAGAGGCUUUAGGAGGCGAUGACCCGCUAGAGUUUCUGGAAGGAAGUGAUGCAACAAUCCCUUCGGAACUUGGAACUGAUUCGCCAGCACUGCUUGCUCCAGAAUGUGAUGCAGGAACGCCACACGCACCAGGAAGUGAGUCAGUUGUGGCAGGUCCGGAGGAGAGUGACUCAGCAGUUCCUCAGCAACCUGGAGGUGGUGAGUCGACGCCACAGGUAACAGGAAAUGAUGUCACAACACUUCACACAACAGGAAAUGCUGUCCCAGCUGCUGGCGUGCCGGGGCAGGUCAUGGUGAUCCACUGUGAAGCAGAGCGAGCUCCCAAAGACCAGACGCCAGCACUCGACUCCGCCCACUCAGACCCCUCCUACUUCCUGAAGCUAGCGCUCUUCCCCGCCCACAAAGACAUCAUUCCCAACAUCCUGCAGCGCGACGAGGCCGUCUUCAUCGUUCCGGAGCAGUUUCAAAUCAACGGCUUCAGGUGA